Zea mays is the source of this 2344-nucleotide messenger RNA. RefSeq lists its product as uncharacterized. The transcript is spliced from 13 exons. The record is from RefSeq and is marked validated. The coding region runs from base 230 to 2185 and encodes 651 amino acids. Lineage: Eukaryota; Viridiplantae; Streptophyta; Magnoliopsida; Poales; Poaceae. Gene Ontology annotation, molecular function: metal ion binding; acid phosphatase activity.
CAAGGAGAGGGAUCGCCAGCUCCGCCCGUUUCCGUGGACGCAGCAAGGAAGCGCGGAUGGACGGAUCGGUCUCAGUACCUCCGCUCCCGCUGCGCGAUGCGUCCGUCGCCUAAUUGCCGUCCACAGCAAACGGAGGAGACGUGCCGGUGCCGCCGCCGCGCCGGUGCGGCCCGCCCGGCAUAUAACAACCACCUGCUUCUCAGCAGCCGCUAGCUCCAGCCUACUCACCAUGAUGGCUUUCUUCGUCGUCCAGCGAGGCUCCAGCCAACUCACGCCGCUCCUCGCGCUCGCGCUCCUCGGCCUGCUGCGCUGCGCCGCCGUCUCGUGCUCGGCGGCGGCGGCGGCGACGACGCUGCUGCACCGCGAGAGCUACGCGGGCAAGUCGGAGUUCAGGACGGUGAACCGCAAGCCGCUGGGCUCCUGCGUCGACCCGAGCCCCUACCUGGCCAUCGAUGUCGGCGCCGCAGGCCCGAUCCCCGACGAGGCGUUCCUCCAGGUCACCGUCUCCGGCGUGCAAAGGCCCGACCCCUCCGACUGGGUCGCCAUGAUCACGCCUUCCAACUCCAGCGUUGCUGGGUGUCCUCUGAGUGAAGUGAACUACGUGGAGACCGGCGACCUGGCGAAUCUCCCGCUCCUCUGCCACUAUCCUGUCAAGGCCCAAUACCUGACAAGCGACCCCGGAUACCUGGGCUGCAAGAACGCCGGGUGCGGGAAGCGCGACGCGUCCGGCGCAUGCACGGCCCGGACCUGCGCCGCCACGCUCACCUUCCACGUCGUCAACUUCCGCACCGAUGUCGAGUUCGUGCUCUUCUCCGGCGGCUUCAAGGCGCCGUGCCUCCUCAAGCGGUCCGGCGCGCGCCGGUUCGCCAACCCCGCCAGCCCGCUCUACGGCCACCUCUCCAGCACCGACUCCAAGGCCACCUCGAUGAGGCUCACCUGGGUGAGUGGAGACGGGAAUCCUCAGCGCGUGCAGUAUGGAGACGGAAAGUCAUCUACUUCUGAAGUCGCAACGUUCACGCAGGAUGACAUGUGCAGUAUAUCCGUGCUGCCGAGCCCUGCCAAGGAUUUUGGCUGGCAUGACCCCGGCUAUAUCCACUCGGCCGUCAUGACUGGGCUUCAGCCAUCUCAGUCCUACACUUACCGCUACGGAAGUGAUUCUGUGGGCUGGAGUGACACAGUUAAAUUUAGAACUGCACCAGCCGCUGGUUCAGAUGAGCUAUCCUUUGUGAUCUAUGGUGAUAUGGGGAAGGCUCCACUGGACCCGUCUGUGGAACACUACAUUCAGCCUGGAUCGGUUUCUGUGGCCAAGGCAGUGGCUAAAGAGAUCCAAACAGGAAACGUGGACUCCAUUUUCCAUAUAGGAGACAUCAGCUAUGCCACAGGAUUCCUGGUCGAGUGGGACUUCUUCCUUCACCUCAUCACGCCACUGGCCUCUCAAGUUCCCUACAUGACAGCUAUUGGUAAUCACGAAAGGGAUUACGCGAGCUCUGCAUCUGUGUAUGUGACUCCUGAUUCAGGGGGUGAAUGUGGGGUUGCCUACGAAUCAUACUUCCCCAUGCCUGCUGUUAGUAAGGAUAAGCCAUGGUAUUCUAUUGAGCAAGGGACCGUUCACUUCAUUGUGAUGUCCACUGAGCAUGAGUGGUCGGAGAAGUCAGAGCAGUACAAUUGGAUGGACGAAGAUUUGUCAUCGGUUGAUAGAUCAAGAACACCGUGGGUGAUCUUCAUUGGACAUAGACCCAUGUAUUCCUCCCAUGGUGGUAUACUGCCCAACGUGGAUUCCAACUUUGUUGCCUCUGUUGAGCCACUCCUGCUCAACUACCAGGUGGAUCUGGUUUUCUUCGGCCAUGUACACAACUACGAGAGGACUUGUGCGGUAUACCAAGGCAAUUGCAAAGGCAUGCCAACGACGGACAAAAGUGGAAUUGACGUUUAUGACAACAGCAACUACACCGCACCUGUUCAUGUCAUUGUUGGAGCAGGAGGGUUCAGCUUGGACAGCUUCCCUAACAAAGGGGAGGCCUGGAGCUUAUCAAGGGUUUCGGAGUUUGGCUAUGGCAAGGUGCAUGCUACAAGAACCGAUAUGCUGGUUCAGUUUGUAAACUCAAGUUCGAUGGAGGUACGAGACCAAUUUAGGAUUGUGAAGGGAGCUCCGGCAAACAAGUCACUGAGCCUGAUAAUUCAAUAAUAGCUGUCGCUCACAACAGAAAGAAGAUUAACUGGACCUACUUCUCACCUUUUUUUGAAGAAUACUAUUUAUUUUUGUACUGUAAAUACCAUAUUAUUGUAUAGUAUAGAUGUUGUGUAUCUACAACAUUUACAUUAAUAAACGACCCUUGUUAAAAUA